This is a messenger RNA of Fraxinus pennsylvanica, 2730 nucleotides long. NCBI's taxonomy places the organism in Eukaryota, Viridiplantae, Streptophyta, Magnoliopsida, Lamiales, Oleaceae. The record is from the annotation of a GenBank genome assembly.
AUGGGUCAUGGUUUUCAGAUUCUCCACAUGAUUUUUGUCAUCAUUUUCAUUCUUAUAUCAUACCAUUGCACCCACAAUUUGAUUGUAAAAGGCUCGUUCGCAUUACCAGGAGGGUAUGGAAAUGAAGAUCAAAAGGCCUUAAUUUUGGAGAAAUUUAGAGUUUUGUUGGGACUCAAGAGCUUCCACAUAAAUGCCUACUCACCGACACUGGCACCAGCCCCGGGACCUUCCCUGGAAUUCAACAUUGCGACUGAUUCUCCUGCUCCUACUCCGGUGCUGCAUCCGCAUGGACAUUCUAGACUUCCCUCGCAUCACUAUCAUCAGCCGAUGCCUUCGAUACACAAGAUGCAAAAGGAUGAUAAAGGUACUUCUACAAGAGUUUUGACAGCAGUUCUUGUUACUGUUGGAGUUACCUCUCUAUUAUUAUGUGCCAUUGGGCUCUACUGGGGCUGCCGGAAUUUCGGAAGACGAAAAAAGAGAUCGAAAAGGACCCUAUCUGUAUUCAGCACUGAGGCAGGAAUCACUGGUAAAACAAAGUAUACGAGUUCUCAAAGCUCUGUGAAAAAGGUAAGUUCUGAUCCAGGCCCUGACCUUUUUUACCUUAAUUCCUUAGAAACUGCAUUAGAACCGGAUAAAUUUUGCUCGAAACUGAAUUCGAACACUCAAAACACAUACUCGAAUCAAAGCACGAUAAAUUGUACAAUGCAAGAGAGUGAAGAACCAGUUAAGGAACUUGUAACAUCAGAAUGUGAGAAUGAUAGAUGUUUGGCUGUUGGAGAAAUAAUCUCUGCCUGUGAAAUUUCUGAAUAUAAGUGUGAAUUCGAUGGCUGUAACUCUUCUUCGUGUGGUGAGAAAGUAAUUCCUGAAGAAGUUCAUUCAAUCGACAAUAAAUUUAUUACUGAGGAAGAUAAUUCCUCUGAUGAUGAAUCUUUCCAUUCUGUCUGUGAUUCACAUUCCUCACAUGCUAGACUUUCCAAUGCCUCAGCCUGUAGUCUUAGUGACAACUCAGAAAUUUUCUCCCAGAAUGAAUCAAAGGCAUCCCAUUUUUGUGAAGACACUACAACAGAGAAUCCAAUUCAAAUUUCGCAUCCCAAAUCAGAACCUCCCUUGUCCCCGAGCCAGUCAUCGCCUCCUCCACCGCCACCCCCUCCUCCACCGGUGAAACGUAUUUAUCCUUAUAAGUCUAUCCCUUCUUUAACAAAGAGGGUACCUAACCUUUUGAGCUUAUCAUCAUCAGAAUCAAACAAAACCCCACAUAUUGGAUUAUCAUUACCCCCUCCUCCACCGGUUCCUCCCAUAGCUCAGACAGGAAUUCCUCCACCACCAAUUCCAAAAGGAAAUGCCAACCCUCUUAAAAUCCCACCACCUCCACCAUCUCAUCUCACUCAACAUACGCCAUUGGGCAAAGACGGAGCCCCAUUGCCAAAGCUUAAACCGCUUCAUUGGGACAAAGUUAGAGCUGCACCAGAUUGUUCGACAGUGUGGGACAAGCUGCGAACAAGCUCAUUCGAGUUUGAUGAGGAAAUGAUUGAAUCACUUUUCGGUUACAACCUUCAAAAUACGAUGAAGAAUGAUGAAGUUAAAAGUAAAACCCCAUCUCCAAGCAAUCAUGUCCUGGAGCCUAAGAGACUACAAAAUAUAACUAUACUUUCGAAAGCCUUGAAUGUUUCCACAGAACAAGUAUGUUCAGCACUACUUCAAGGGGAUGGAUUGUCAUUGCAAGAUUUAGAGGCACUAUCAAAGAUGGUGCCUACUGUUGAAGAGGAGGCUAAGCUUGCAAACUACAAAGGAGACAUUACUGAAUUGGGAUCAGCAGAGAAGUUAGUCAAAGCCAUGCUUAAGGUGCGGUUCGCUUUUUUAAGAAUUGACGCGAUGCUGUACCGAGAAACUUUUGAAGACGAGGUUCUCCAUCUCAGAAAAUCCUUCUCAAUGCUUGAGGAGGCUUGCAAGGAGCUCAGAUCAAGUCGACUCUUCCUAAAACUACUCGAGGCAGUGCUUAAAACAGGAAACAGGAUGAAUAUUGGAACAAUACGAGGAGGAGCGACAGCUUUCAAGCUUGACGCUCUCCUUAAGCUUGCUGAUGUGAAGGGAACGGAUGGAAAAACAACACUUCUUCAUUUCGUCGUCCAAGAAAUUAUCCGAUCAGAAGGAUUACGAGUAUCAGAGAGCAUCAUGGGCAAGAUCAACCAAAGGAGCAAGACCUCAAAAAUUGAAGAUAAGGAAGAAAGUUACGGGAGAAUGGGUUUAGAUCUUGUAUCUGGCUUAAGUACUGAACUCUACAAUGUUAAGAAGAUGGCUACAAUAGACUUGGAUGUUCUUGCAAGUUCCGUGUCGAAUUUAUCUGAUGGAAUGUGUAAACUGCAACAUCUAGUACACAAGAUCCUCGAAAUGGAGGGUGAAAAUGGGAACUUUGUGAACUCAAUGAGAUCAUUCCUUAAAUAUGCUGAAAUGAAGUUAAACGAAUUGCAAGAAGAUGAGAAUGGAGUCCUACUACACGUACGACAAAUGACCGAAUAUUUUCAUGGAGAUGUGAGCAAAGAUGAAUCGAAUCCACUUCGAAUUUUUGUAAUUUGUCGCGGCAAUGCUCCAGUCAGUGGGCACACAAAUCUUAUUAUUGGAUCCGAGUUUACAUUUUCUAUCAAAGGAUUGAGUUGUUGGGUGACUCGGGUCGAGAAGAAUGUCAUUUUUGAAACUCUGCCUCAAGCUGGAGGAGGCAUUGGUGGGGGUUAG